Messenger RNA from Parnassius apollo (apollo), 1071 nucleotides. The record is from the annotation of a GenBank genome assembly. NCBI's taxonomy places the organism in Eukaryota, Metazoa, Arthropoda, Insecta, Lepidoptera, Papilionidae.
AUGGGUGGUGUCGUGGGUGGAUACUUGGGGGACAAGUUCGGACGGCGUCGGGUAUUGCGUUUUACGCUCAUCUUGGGGGCUGUGAUCAACGGUAUCGCCAGCCUCUCUGUCAACUGGGUCAUGCUAUUGACUGUGGCAUCCCUCGCAGCAUUUUGUGGAGCAAGUAUAUUUUCAUUAGCUAUGACCUUCUUCAGUGAGAGCGUUCCUAAGCAUAAAAGAAACCUACUGAUCUUGUUGGUCAACAGCGUAUAUAUACUAUCUCAAGGUAUUCUGGCAGUAAUCGCCAUACCCAUUAUUCCGCUCCCUUUCUCCUACUACAUUCCCGGUUUGGGCAUCUACUGGAACUCUUGGCGGACUCUACUCCUCGUCUACUCUACACCAGGUCUUCUAGCUGCUCUCUGGCUGUGCUUCAUGUUGGAAAGCCCAAAAUAUGUGUUUGCGCAAGGACGUGAAGAAGAAGCUAUAGAUAUUAUAAAAACUAUACACAGAUGGAACCAUGGGAAAUCAGCAACCGAAAUUCAAAUAAAAGGUUUGAGGUUAGAUGAGAAACAGGUUGUCGGACAGACGUCAUCGAAGGAUCAAAUCGUGCCACUAUUUAAAAAACCCCUUCUGAAAUACACCGUGAUCAUUACUUUAAUGUUUUUGUUACAACCAUUUGGAUCGUUCUCGAUCUGGAUGCCAACAAUUGCCAAUCAUUUCGUGAAGAUGGUGAAAACAGGAGGAGGCAUCGACAAGAGUUUGUGUAACGUUAUCAGAGAAAGCAUAGAAGCGCCAGUUGAUCCAGACGUCGUACCUUGCGCGCUACAAGUCACAUCACUACUGUUUGUAUUGUCAGUGGGUGCUAUGCAAUCUUUGCUUAAUGCCUUGUUAAGUUUGGUGGUGAACGGAGUUGGCAACCGCAAUUUGGUAAUAUGCGUUACAGUUGUGUGUGGAAUAUCGGGCAUCAUAGUGAACCUUAUACCCAACGCCUACGCCAGCGUCGUUUUCUUCAUGAUCUUCUUGAGUGGUGCCUUGGUUUCGGGAAUGUACGUGGCCAUUGCUGUUAAAUUGUUCCCUACUCCUCUCAGGUGA